AUGUGCUCUUGCUCCGCCGGUCUGCUCCGAGGAGGGAGCUUCGCGAUCGCCGGUCCAGCCACUGGGCUCAGGCACGGCGGGGGAUUAAGGCGGCGCCGCCUCCAGGGAAGCGAUCGUACGAGUUUCGCCGCCUCCAUGUCUUCCUCGGUGGCGGGAGGACCCGACCAGGAAGCCUCGAGGCACUACAUCGGCGGGUUCCUGGCGAGGAGAAGCUACGAGCCUCCUGCUUGGGCUUCCCAACUCAGCCCCGUUCCCUCCUUUGUCUAUAACCUCGGUCAUGUAAGCAUCUUCCUCUUCCCCGCCGCCUUUUUUCCUGCGGGGAGAGACGUGUUGCUCCGGCAGAUCCCCUUUCUUCUCUCGAUGAGUGCUCAUCUUGUCUCCUUCUUCACCAGUUUCCCACUCCUAUUCACAAGUGGAAUCUUCCCGAUCUGCCGGAAGGGACUGAAGUCUGGAUUAAGGUAAUUAGCCGAUUUCCCAUCCUAUUCUUGUUUUGGAGUGAAUCGCUCGACCUUUCUGGGUUUUCUGCCUGUACCUUGACAAAAUGCCUUCGGAUAUCAUCAGCGAGACGAUCUCUCGGGGAUGCAGUUGAGUGGGAACAAAGUGAGGAAGCUGGAAUUCCUUUUGGCCGAUGCUGUGGCACAGGGAGCUGACUGCAUCGUCACCGUCGGGGGUAUACAGAGCAACCAUUGUCGUGCGACGGCUGUCGCUGCAAGAUACUUGAACCUCGACUCGUACCUGAUAUUACGCACCGCGAAGGUCCUCGUCCUUCCUCAGCAUCAUCCCAUUGUAAAUGCAGAGGGGAUCAGCAGCGCUCGCGUAACAAUGGUUGGUGCCCUUACCUAAAUUUCACCGAUUCGGCUAAUCUGAUGCAGAGGCUGGUAGACGACGACCCUGGUUUAACGGGCAAUCUUCUGGUCGAACGAUUGGUGGGAGCACACGUCGAUCUCAUCUCAAGAGAAGAAUAUGCGGCAAUCGGGAGCGUGGUUUGUCUCUCAUCUCAUCUGGACUUGUCAUGAAUUCAUAAUCUGCAAUGGUCUGAACCAUACUUAACUCACCCAUCAGAAAGAGCUUCACGGUAAGCAGAGUGGGAUCCAAGUCACAAUCUGUAUGCCCAGAUAGAGUAGACGAAUUCUUCCCCAAUCAGAAUGCAACAAAAAACAUAGAGUCAGAUCAGUCAGUCUACGAAGUACAUACAUAAGCUUAGCAAAGGGGUCCCUGUCGUUAAAAUGAUCUGGAUCUUAUGAGCGGGGAUCUCGCCGUCAGACAUCUAUGCCCGAGUCCACGUAGAAACCUUUGUACAUUGGUUUCCUCACUAUUGUAUCUGUCUGAAAAGUACUUGAGACGUGACGGGUCAUAUCAACUAUUGCAAUCUGACUUUCCGGGUGACAAAACAAGGUACAAAUAUCAAAAAAGGACACUCAUCAGUGAAAAUGAUUUUAUAUUAGAAAAAAAAUACUAUUAUUCUUUUACAUCCUAUUUAUCUAUUUAUUUAAUGUUCUGUUGCUGUUAACUUUCAUGUUUCAUGCAUGUUUAGUUUCCUCAUGGAAUAUAAUGCUCAUGGUUUAUUUUGUUCAGGUUCUCGCUGACUUGCUCAAGGAGAGGCUGGUAAAUGAAGGGAGAAAGCCAUAUAUAAUUCCUGUUGGUGGCUCAAAUUCUCUAGGCACCUGGUGAGAUUAAAGCAGUACCUAGAACUGCUAUCAUCUGGGCAUGAAUGUUGCACGCUUUGAAAAACAUUGACGAAGCCAGUUAUAUUGAAAUUCAGUGGAGGACAUGGCCAUUUCGUGGAGCCUUGCCCUUUUUUAAUCUGAAUGACAAACAAUUUGUUAUCACAGUGACUAGGUGAAUGAUGAUGAUAGAUAAUAAUAGUAAGUUUCCACGAAUUUGGUCAUCAUUCUUCUUUCUCAUUAUCAUGAGCCAUGCAUAAACUGAACCAAAUUAUUGAAGAUAAAAAUAAGUUGAGAUAGAAAAUAAGCUAGAAAAAUGUAUGCAUCUCCUUGCCAAAAUGCUUGGUUUUUCAGGUUCUUAUCUAAUUACCUCUGAGCCCUAUUAUUACUUUUAACGUAGGUAAUUUUUUCUCAGGGGCUAUAUUGAAGCUAUUCGGGAAAUAGAGCAACAAGUUCAGAAGGGGCAAGGUGAUGUUGACUUUGACGAUAUAGUCGUUGCAUGUGGCAGGUCAUCCUCAACUCUCUAGCUUCAAUUUUUUCCUGAAUAGGAAACUUUACAUUCAGAAUUUUCCUUUAGACUGGCCAUAUGGGUCAUGCAUACUUCAGCAUCCAUCAAUUGGGAGGUUUCUAUUAUUAUUUCGUUGCUUUUUUUCCCCCAUGGUAAAAUACUUAUAUUGUGGCAGUUCAUCUUCUCUUUCAUUUGACUUGUUAGAAUACUGAUACCACCCAAUAACUUUUCUAUGAAUUAUCAUUUUUUAAGUACUACUAGAUGUAGAAGAAAUAUAAGGGCGUGAAUAACACACUGUGUUCUGUAUCUUUCUUACUCUUACUAGUCCAACCUUUAUCUGAAUGCAUACGGGUUCUUUAUUUCUUCCAUUUCAUCUCAUGCCUUCUAGCAACCAAACUCUGGAGUAGCUUCACGGUUUAGAUUAGGUGCAAUGUCGAGAAUGUCUCUUGAUUCUACUAUUAAUAUUAUUAUGUCUGUCACUAUGUUCAUGCAGCGGAGGAACUAUCGCUGGUUUAUCGUUGGGAUCAUGGCUGAGCAAAUUGAAAGCAAAAGUAUGUGUCGAUGGAACUCUCUUGACCCAGCAUGAUCGGUGGUGUGCCCGUUGACAUAACGGGUGCUUCAAAUAAUGCAGGUCCACGCCUUCUCUGUGUGUGACAGUCCCGACUACUUCUACGAUUAUGUUCAAGGCCUGAUUGAUGGGCUUCAGGCGGGUCUUUCUUCAAGGGACCUGGUUGACAUCAGAGAUGUGAGUGCCCUCCACGAUCACAUGGAUUGGUCACCCUAUUGAAUCAAUUUUGUUCAAGUUUUUAACUCAGAGAUGAUUGCAUUUCAAUUCCAUUAGGGUGGUGCUCUAGUGAGAUUAUUUCAAGAAAAAUAAUACCUGAAUUGAAAUAUAAAUCACAAAUUAGCUCGCUUGUAAUCAUAAAAGCAUUUUUUUGUCAAAGAAGAAUGAUGCAAAUUCCAAUUUUUUUUCAACCGUAUCUGUUAUAAAUCUAUUCAUGUUUAAUAUCGAUGAAAAAUUAGCUCGCUUGCAAUCAUAAAAGCAUCAUCAAAAGAGAAUGAUGCAUGUUUGGGUGGAUCCAGAAUGAUGCAAAUUGACCUCUCUAUGUUCCUUUUUAAAAAAAAAAAAAACCUUAUCUGUUAUAAAUCUAUUCAUGUUUAAUAUCGAUCACAAAUUAGCUCGCUUGGAAUCAUGAAAGAAUCAUCAAAAGAAACAUGUGUUAAAGAAUGAUGCAAAUUCAUCUCUCUAUAUUCCAUUUUUUUUUUAUACCUUAUCUGUUAUAAAUCUAUUCAGGUUUAGAGUUUUCUGGUGAUCGGAGAUUUGAGAACGUUGACUAUGUAUGCGAAUGCCAGGCUCAGCCUGUUUAAAGAGUGUCUUCUUACUGUGUCUUCUCAGGCUAAGGGUCUUGGAUACGCCAUGAGCACCACUGAUGAGCUAAAAUUUGUCAAACGAGUGGCUGAAGCCACAGGAGUUGUUCUCGAUCCUGUCUACAGGUAUGCCACAAUGCCCGCUCAUUACUCUUUAUUUAUGGUUUUCUGAAAUCUUUUUGGGUCUCUCUCUCUCUCUCUCUCAUCUUUCUCUCUCUAAGAGACGCAUGAGAGGGGCUGAGCUGGACCCGGGCUUCAUUUAUGGAUUCGGGCCGGAGCCCAUUGUCUUAACUUUCUCCGGGCCUCAUGAACGGCCCAUCGACUCCCCUGGCCGAUACCAUCUUUCUCCGAAGAACCCUCUUAACACGCUGGCUCCAUCUCUCUCUCUCUUCUCUUUCUCUCUCUACUGAAGACCUCCUCCUCCCCGUUCCUCUCCCUACAUACCCAGCCUCAGAUCUGGGAUCUGAUUUGGAUUAGGGUUUCACGAUCUGCAUCAAAUUCCCUCGGACAUGAACUGGGUAUGGAACAAAUCAUCCAACUUGAUGCCCUUAUUUCGCAGUGGGAAGGCAGUUUAUAGGAUGCUGAAGGACAUGGCGGAGAACCCGGCGGCGUGGAGGGGCCGGAGGGUCCUCUUCGUCCACACCGGCGGCCUCCUGGGGCUCUACGACAAGGUCGAGGAUGUGGCGCCGAUGCUCGGCAACUGGCGGCGCAUGGCCGUCGGAGAUGCCGUCCCCCGCCGUGACGGCGCCGGAAAGAUGUUCUGA
Molecule: messenger RNA, 4304 nt
Organism: Spirodela intermedia
Lineage: Eukaryota; Viridiplantae; Streptophyta; Magnoliopsida; Alismatales; Araceae
Source: the annotation of a GenBank genome assembly